AUGGCUCUCAUCCCGUCUCAGGUGCUGCGGGUCGCCAUCCUGCUCUCCUACCUCUCUAUCCUGUGCAGCUACAGAGCUCUCGAUAUCCCGGCCCACCAGACCUACGGAGGCAGCUGGAAGUUCCUCACGUUCAUUAACCUGGUUAUCCAAACUGUAUUCUUUGGGAUCAGCGUCCUAACGGAUCUGUCCAGCCUCCUGACCCAAGGCUCUGAUGACCAAGAACAACAGAGACAACUGAGGAAGUUGAUCUCCCUUCGGGAUUGGCUCAUGGCUGUCCUGGCAUUUCCUGUUGGUGUGUUGGUUGUGACGAUGUUCUGGGCUCUGUACCUGUAUGAUCGAGAACUGGUUUACCCGAAAAUAUUGGACAACUUUAUACCACAGUGGAUUAACCAUGGCAUGCAUACCACAGUCCUUCCCUUCAUUCUGAUUGAAAUGAGGACAACUCAUCAUCAUUACCCAAACAGAACGACAGGCCAGGCUGCCGUUAGCUUCUUUUCCACUGGAUAUAUUCUAUGGUAA
Hypanus sabinus (Atlantic stingray) is the source of this 519-nucleotide messenger RNA. It is a transcript of the gene aig1, whose product is annotated as androgen-induced 1 (H. sapiens). The transcript is spliced from 4 exons. The record is from RefSeq and is a predicted model, not a curated record. NCBI's taxonomy places the organism in Eukaryota, Metazoa, Chordata, Chondrichthyes, Myliobatiformes, Dasyatidae. Gene Ontology annotation, cellular component: membrane; endomembrane system. Bases 1 to 519 code for a protein of 172 amino acids.